Messenger RNA from Carassius gibelio (silver crucian carp), 7007 nucleotides. RefSeq names its product roundabout, axon guidance receptor, homolog 1 (Drosophila) (gene robo1). NCBI's taxonomy places the organism in Eukaryota, Metazoa, Chordata, Actinopteri, Cypriniformes, Cyprinidae. Gene Ontology annotation, biological process: axon midline choice point recognition; axon guidance; Roundabout signaling pathway. Gene Ontology annotation, cellular component: neuron projection. The record is from RefSeq and is a predicted model, not a curated record. The coding region runs from base 754 to 5781 and encodes 1675 amino acids. Gene Ontology annotation, molecular function: axon guidance receptor activity; protein binding. The transcript is spliced from 28 exons.
ACUAUUCAUGCUGUUUGAAUGAAGUACCGUUGUUUCAAAUCCCCUCAGUCCGAAGUGACGGGGACCUCAAUGCAUAGAUCCAAAUAUUGAAACACUGAGGGAAAAACUGAAAGAAGAUGUAAAAACAACAGAGGUGAAAUAUUGGAAUUACAUUUGAAUUUACAAAGCAAUGGAAAAGUGGAAGUGAUCUACAUCCAAUGGACUUCAGUCAGCAAAUUCUUCAGCAUCAGCUUCUGCUGUUCCAUUGGAAACUGAAGUUUCUGAGCUCGAAAUGACUUAUUCAUGUUGUUUCUGAACGAUGUGACACUGGUCGCUUUUCUAGGCUGGGGACCUCAUUACAUUUAGAACUUUGGAAAAGAGUUCGAGUUCGUUUCUUUUCAUUGGCUUUCUAUGGGAUCUUUUGGGAUGCGAUCAGCGGAUACAAAGUGAUCAACUCUGCGCUUGCAGAAUUAUUCUUUUUUUGGAGGUCUUUUAAAAAUAAACUUUUUUACGAUUGAUUUCGAGCUUUUCAUUCAUUUUGGACUCAUGGAGUGCGUGUUUGAAUACAUAUAAACUGGAUUACUAUCAGAUUAACAGAGACCUUUAAAGAAAAAAAAAAAAGCUGCGAAUUUGCAGAACACUCGAGUAUUCUGGAAAAUAUAUAUUGCAUUUGGAUAUGAAGGAUCAAAAACGCACAAAACUCUGAUUUAUUGUUAUCUUUUUUUUUUUUUCUUGCGGAUUACACACAUUUCCCUAAACGCGAAUAUUUGAACGAUGAAGGGGAGAGUUAUUGGAUUCGUGCUAUUUAUCGCAUUUAUACACGUUUGCACAGGAUCCCGUCUGCGGCAGGAAGACUACGCACCCCGCAUUGUCGAACACCCCUCUGACCUGAUCGUAUCCAAGGGUGAACCGGCCACCCUAAACUGCAAGGCUGAGGGGCGACCCACCCCCACCGUGGAGUGGUACAAGGAUGGAGAGCGUGUGGAAACGGACCGGGACAACCCUCGAUCCCACCGCAUGCUCCUGCCCAGCGGCUCGCUCUUCUUCCUGCGUAUCGUACACGGCCGUCGCAGCAAACCCGACGAAGGCUCCUAUGUUUGCGUGGCCCGUAACUACCUGGGAGAAGCGGUUAGCCACAACGCCUCACUGGAAGUAGCCAUUCUUCGAGAUGAUUUCAGACAGAACCCUGUGGACGUGAUGGUGGCGGCGGGUGAGCCAGCGGUCAUGGAGUGCCAGCCGCCCCGCGGGCACCCCGAACCCACCAUCUCCUGGAAGAAAGACGGAGUCAACAUAGACGACAGAGACGAGAGGAUUACGAUACGAGGAGGAAAACUGAUGAUCACCAACACCAGAAAAACAGAUGCUGGGAAGUACGUGUGUGUGGGAACCAACAUGAUGGGGGAACGAGAGAGCGAGAUCGCAGAAUUGACCGUUCUAGAGCGGCCCAGUUUCUUGCGAAAGCCGAGCAGUCAGUCCGUCCUGGUGGACCAGAGUGUGGAGUUCAGAUGUGAAGCUCAAGGAGACCCCGUGCCCACCAUCCGCUGGAGGAAAGAGGACGGAGAUCUGCCCAAGGGGAGGCAUGAGAUCUGGGAGGACCACACGCUCAAACUGAAGAGACUGACCUCAGGAGACGCUGGUACUUACACCUGUCAGGCGGAGAACAUGAUGGGGAAGACGGAGGCCAGCGCCACCCUCACCGUCCACGUUCCUCCUGUGUUCGUGGUGCGACCCAGGAAUCAAGUGGUCGGCAUGGGCCGCACCGUGACCUUUCAAUGCGAAGCCACAGGAAGUCCUCAACCUGCCAUAUUUUGGCAGAAAGAAGGCAGUCAGAACCUUCUGUUCUCCUCUCAGCCUCCUCCACCCUCCAGUCGCUUCUCAGUCUCUCAGACGGGCGAUCUGACCAUCACAGCGGUGGAGCGCUCGGACGGAGGAUACUACAGCUGUCAGGCUCUGAACAUCGCUGGCAGUGUGAUCACCAAAGCCCUGCUGGAGGUUACAGACGUGAUCUCAGACAGACCUCCACCCGUCGUCCGCCAGGGUCCCACCAACCAGACCGUGGCCGUAGAUGGGACGGUGGUCCUGGGAUGCCAAGCCACCGGCACGCCGACUCCCACCAUCCUGUGGAGGAAAGACGGGGUCCUGGUGUCCACCCACGACUCUCGCCUCAAACAGCUGGACACGGGAGCCCUGCAGAUCCGUUACGCCAAGCUGGGAGACACUGGCAUGUACACGUGCACCGCGUCCACCCCCAGCGGAGAGGCGUCUUGGAAGGCUUACCUGGAGGUGCAAGAGUUUGGUGCUCCUGUUCAGCCGGGCCGACCCACAGAUCCCAACCUCAUCCCCAGCGCCCCCUUCAAACCAGAGGUCACGGACGUCAGCCGCACCUCUGUGUCUCUGUCCUGGAAGCCCAACCUGAACACUGGAGCCACGCCCACCUCCUACGUCAUAGAGGCCUUCAGCCAUGCGGCGGGCAGCAGCUGGCAGACGCUCGCGGAUCACGUGAAGACAGAGAGCUUCGUUCUGAAGGGUCUGAAGCCCAGCGGCGUCUACCUGUUCCUGGUGAGAGCGGCUAAUGCGUACGGCCUGAGCGACCCGAGCCCCAUCAGCGACGCUGUCAAGACACAAGACGUCCCACCAACCAGUCAAGGAGUGGACCAUGGGCAGAUCCAGAGGGAGCUGGGGGAUGUUGUCAUUCACCUCCACAAUCCCACAAUUCUCUCGUCAUCUUCUGUCAGAGUCCAGUGGACUGUCGAGCAGCAGUCUCAGUACAUCCAGGGCUAUAAGGUGAUGUACCGGCCGUCCCCAGAGGGCGCUCAGCAGCGGCUGGAAUGGGCCAUGUUUGAGGUUCGAACCCUGGGAGAGAACAGCGCAGUCGUCACCCAGCUUAAGAAGGGCGUGACCUAUGAGUUCAAAGUCCGACCUUUCUUCAACGAGUUCCAAGGCACCGACAGCGACAUCAAAGUGGCCAGGACCCUGGAGGAAGCGCCCAGUGCUGCUCCCAGGGGGGUCACCGUAACGGGAAGCGGAGACAACAGCACAGCUAUUCUGGUAUCCUGGCAACCGCCCCCAGAGGAGGAGCAGAACGGCGUGGUGCAGGAAUAUAAGAUCUGGUGUCUGGGUAAUGAAAGCCGAUACCACAUUAACCGCACGGUGGAUGGAUCCACACACUCGCUUCUGAUCCCCGGCCUGCUCUCAGGGGUCACGUACAGGGUGGAGGUGGCAGCCAGCACAGGGGCCGGUCCCGGGGUCAAGAGCGAGGCUACGUCCUUCCAGCUGGACUCGUCAGGCCGUGUUCUCUCGCCUCCGCCGGACGACGACAAUACGAUUUCCCAGCAGAUCUCAGACGUGGUGCGUCAGCCGGCCUUCAUCGCGGGCAUCGGCGCGGCCUGCUGGAUCAUCCUCAUGGUCUUCAGCAUCUGGCUUUACCGUCACCGCAAGAAGAGGAACGGCCUGAGCAGCAGCUACGCCGGCAUCCGCAAAGUGCCCUCCUUCACCUUCACCCCCACAGUGGCCUAUCAGAGAGGAGGAGAAGCCGUCAGCAGUGCUGGAAGGCCAGGUUUGUUGAAUAUAGGUGAACCAGCUACCCAGCCCUGGCUCGCGGACACUUGGCCGAACAGCUGCUCCAAUCACAAUGACUGCCCCAUCAACUGCUGCACCGGCAGCAACGGAAACAGUGACAGCAACCUGGCCACCUACAGCCGCCCAGCCGACUGCAUCGCCAACUACAGCAACCAGAUGGAUAACAAAGCCAGCAACCUUCUAGCUCCCGACACGGGCCUUUACAGCGACGUGGACCUCUCCAACAAGAUCAACGAGAUGAAGACCUUCAACAGCCCCAACCUUAAGGACGGCCGUUUCGUGGGUCCUGGUGGUCAACCUACGCCCUACGCCACCACCCAGCUCAUCCAGUCCAGCCUGGCCAACAACAACGUGAACAGCAGCAGCGGUGGAAGUGGAGGAGGAAGUGCUGAGUUUAAUGAGAAGCAGAGCUGGAAGAGCAGCCAGGGAACGCCUCAAAAACAGGCUGACAUCAACGCGCCACUGCAGUAUAACGUCAUGGAGCAAAACAAACUGAACAAGGACCACUAUCGAGGUGAGGGGCCCGUCUCAGGCACCAUCCCCUAUAACCAAGCCCAGGACGCCCUCACAGGAGGAACCUACAGCAGCUCCGACAGGGGGAGCAGCACCUCUGGAAGUCAAGGACAGAAGAAAGGUGGGCGAUCAACUAAACAGUUCAAACAGAACCCAAUGAACUGGACUGAACUGUUGCCUCCUCCUCCGGUCAAUCCACCUCCAUGUCAGGAAUACACGCUCGCGAUGGAUGACAGUUAUGACACAGACCUGCAAUGCCCUUUGCCGCCGUCUCGUAUGUAUCUCCAACCUGACGAGCUAGAGGAGGAGGAGGAAGAGGUGGAGCUGGAGCGCGGACCUACGCCGCCCGUACGGGGAGCUGCUUCCUCCCCUGCCGCCGUGUCCUACAGUCACCAGUCCACCGCGACCCUCACCCCGUCCCCUCAGGAGGAGAUGCAGCCCAUGCUGCAGGAGAACCCUGACCUACACGAGCGCAGGUACGCCAGCUGCAACAGCUUAACAAUGCUCUUCUAUUUUAACUAUUUACAGUUUCAUACAUUUGACAUCUGUCGUCCUCCCAUUAGGCGACUCUUGGUGAGCCCACCCCCUCCACCACGCCCCCUCUCCCCUCCGCACACGUACGGAUACAUCUCCAGCCCCCUGGGUCUGGACACAGACGGCCUGGAGGAAGAAGAAGACGAGGAUGAAGGCGACGAGACGGAUGCAGAGGUGGCUCGAGUCCACCAGCUCCACACCCACCCUCACCAGCAGCACUUGCCCCAGCAGAGGGCUCUCCUGCGGGGCCUGGAACAGACCCCGGCCUCCAGCACCUGUGACCUGGAGAGCUCCGUCACCGGGUCUAUGAUCAACGGCUGGGGCUCGGCUUCAGAGGAGGACAACGCCUCGUCGGGUCGCUCCAGCGCCGUCAGCUCAUCGGACGGAUCUUUCUUCACCGACGCUGAUUUCGCCCAGGCCGUGGCAGCUGCGGCCGAAUAUGCUGGUUUACGCGUGGCAAAGCAUCCUGGGAAAGGCCACCAUCAGCUUCCAGUGUCUGGAGCACGGAAAUACCAAAACCUCCCUGCGGGACACCGUCCAGGCAGCCCAGUGUCCACAGACAGUAACGUUAGCGCAGCCCCGGGUCAGAGGAGGCCCCUAAAGAGACAAAAACAACAUCCAGCUGCUCAGACAGGCUACCAGCGUCGAGAGGUCUUCACAGAGGAUCUCCCCCCUCCUCCGAUUCCUCCUCCGGCUAUGCUGAAGUCUCCAACACACCCAGCCAAAACCAUCCCGGAGGGCCCGCGGGGGGCCAUGCCGCCCAGAUCCAGUUCUGCUGAUGGCAAGGACAAGCGAACGGGUUCGGGCGGACCCAGACCCCGGGAUGGCUCGGACACCCGGACUAGCUCCUCGGAACGGCGGGAGGGCCAGGAUGUACAGAAGGGUCAGAAGACGGGAAAAAGCAGCAAACAAGAUGCCGGUGCAGGCCAUAAGAGCCGCCAGCACCCAGGAUCAGAGGACAUCCUACCUUACAGUCGCCCAUCUUUCCCAGCUGUCCACAGUCCUCGUGGAGAAAGAGACCCCAGCUCCUCCAGUUCACUGUCCUCUCGAGGGUCCGGUGGACGGCGGAGAGGUGAAGGGGCUCCAGGGGCCCGCAGAAACCCUGCAGAUGUUGGGCUGAACACCAUAGGAUCCUUCCAGACAGGAGGGGAGGAGCUUGAGAUGGUGGAGAGCUGAAGAUAAAAAUAAAAAUAAAAAAAAGAGGCUGUCUAAAGUUCCUCAGCAACCAUCUUCAGCGCAGUUUGACCAUCUCGGCGGUAUCUUUUACUGAAAACUACCGACCCAGAGUCACGUUUGGAAAACUGACCAACCAUUCUUGAUUUAUUUACCUUAAUUUUCAAUGUGCAUUUAAAGAAGAAAAAGACAGAAGAAAAAAGAAUAGAAAAAAAAACGAAGGGUGCAUAUGAGAGGGGCUAAAGCGGUUUUGUUUUGAUUCCAAUGCAAUAUGAUGCGUCCGUUAGCUCCUGAAAACGAUUAUGGCUUUGUUCACCCUGGCGAGAAGGUUGUCAGUCAGCUGUUACUGUAAUGAAACUCCAGGCACAAAGGGACUGGCUGACAUGUACAUACACGUGUAUACAUAUCUAACUGUCUUUUAUAAUCCAUCGUGGUACAUUAAAUUUGUCUUCCUUGGCUUAUUUGAAUCAUUUUAAAAUUACGCCAGUUAAUAUAAUUUUUUUUUUUUUAAGCCACCAUCCUGGUUGUAAAUUGUCAUAGUGUUUAAACUGCCCCAGGAAAAGUGCCACAUUUUGAGAGUUAUUGUUUGUUCGUUUUUGUUUUUUGUAAUGCACUGUUAUUCAUUUUUGUCAUUGUCGAUGUUUGUUGUUCUAUGUUUGACUUUGGUUUUAAAAGCACAAUCACUAAACUUUAUUUUGAACCAUGUUAUUGAUGAACCUUUUUGUCUUACACGGGGGGAGCGCGGACGGUACGACAAAAGGCCUUGUUAAACCUGUUGAUGUAGGGUUAUGAGAAAAGAAAAAGGAUAAGCUGUUUACAAACGAGUGAAUGAAUGGAAACGAAUCCCUCCAUCCUUACCUCCGGUGUCUUUUCCAGUUUCUCAUUCCAGCUCCAGACAUCCUGCAAAAAUGAAAUACAUAUACAGGAAUUAAUGCAGGGAUGUUGUGUUUACGAAAGUAUAGCUCCACCUGUGCAUUUUCGUUAUUAAAUAAUAAAAAAUUUGAUUCACAUAUGCACUUAACAGGAAGUGGGUGGCGGUUUGAGAAUUUGGAGUGUUCGUGAUUGGCUGGCUGAGAACCCGGCUCUCAUGGGUUGGCUGUGCUGGUCACGAUCUAAAAGAGGUGAGGAUGUGAGUGUUAAAUCAUUUGACAUCUGCAAGCAUUUGUUUCUUAAAACAAAAAGCAUAUACAAAAAAAUGAAGAAAAAUAAAAUCAAAAUACUGAAACUGA